Leptosia nina is the source of this 2874-nucleotide messenger RNA. The record is from the annotation of a GenBank genome assembly. Lineage: Eukaryota; Metazoa; Arthropoda; Insecta; Lepidoptera; Pieridae.
AUGAAGACAAAAGAGCGUAAAUUACCUUGUGUAGGAAGAAUUUGCACGAAAGAAUCCGAUUCAGAUCGAGUAAAAGAACUUGAACAUGAAUUAAAAAUAAAGAAAGAAGAACUUUCCUUAACAGAAAAGAAGCUACAAAAGAAAAUAAAAGAGUUAACAAAACUGGAUAAAAAAACCAAGUCCCAGUCAAUCACAUUCAAAAAAGCAAAAAAGAAAUUGGAACAGGUCACGAGUGCUGUAGAGAAAUGCCAGAAGUACGAAAGAAGGUCUAAAAAAUGUAAGAAAAAGAAAAACAGAAUGCUGGUUGAUAAGGUACACAAUUUCUUUGACAAAGUAAUUGCGUUGGAUAGUGACUGUAAGGGCAUAACGAAAGUUAAUAAAUAUGAUCUAUUAGCAACUAUGCGAAGAACGCUUCUUCACCAAACGCCGAUGGUUACAGAUCAUCAACAUUCUAGGUAUUAUAAUAAUAGGCCAUCUAAAUCUGAACGAAAAUGGAACACAGCCGCUCGUGACUGCUAUCUGAUGUCGCUUCAAAGAUCCCCACAACUUUGGAUUAAUCAUCGUUGGCCGCAGUUCUAUCCCCAAUAUCUAAGCGCCAGGCAGCAAUGGAAAAAUCUACGGUUUAUUCUUCUCUUCCUAUUGGGCAUAUUAUUUUGGGUUCCGGCAAUACUCUGCUUAGAGAUAUAUCAAUUAUUUAUGCACGGAUUGCAUCUUAUUGAUUUCCCGGAUAAUGAUGAUUAUAAUUCUGAAAAAAAUGGAAAGCAAAAUGAAGAACAUAAUUUGUAUAGUUCAAGAGAAGUCAAAGAUGAACUAGUCUCCCAAUUGUUCGAGCCUCAAAUUCCAGUAAAUCCGGACAAUAUCUUCAAGAAUUGGCCGUUUAAUAAAUCAAGGGAUGAUCUAAGUCGUCAUAAUAAAGGUGCAUUUUCUACUAGCGUCUUACUAAGAGAUCGUCGGCAUCGUAAGAAAAAAGUUUUACCAAAUCCAACACUUUGUUCCAAUACAAUUAAAGAAAAGUUUAUUAAAUUGUGUAGGGAAUGUGACAAAAGUAAACCAAAGAAAACGGUACCACUUAAAAAGAAUACAGAUAAUAGUUUAGAAAUACUUUAUCAGUCAAAUAAUUGGAAAUCUAGAAGAAAAGAAAAGGGAUCCAAAGCGGAUUUUAGAAAAUAUGCAAUUUAUUUUAAUUCUAAAUCGUCGUGUGACUUGAAGGAAGCACAAAAGAGAGCUUUAAGACAUAGGAAAAAUAAUUUCAAUAAAUUAAAUAUACCACAAGGCUGUCAUCGCCACACAAGUCUUCAAGCACAUUAUUGUAAACAUAAGUAUUGUAGACACUUUUACUCUGACCACGCAUUACGCGACAAUUUUAACAGCAAAAAUAAUGCUCCAUGUCCUCAUCAGGUUCACAAAUUGACGGCAACUUAUAAUGUCGUAGAUUUCCCGAAUGCAACUAUAGCAAAACCAGAAACAAGUUGCAUUAAUGCUGUAAAUUACGAGUAUAUUAUUCCAAGUCCCUGUAAAGCUAGGCUUAUUCCUUCUCGUACUGAACAUAUAAAAGGAGGAGGCGAUAUCACGCCCUCGUUAGCUAUUCAAACUUCUAUUUACAGCACAAAGCAAAGAGAAAAGCCAGUAAACAUUAAAACGACCUGUUCUAAAAGAUCAGUUCCAAAUUACAAACGUCGAAGAGGUAAGAAAACAACACGAACAGUAAGACCAAUUUAUUCUCUAUUGGCAAAGGCAUUAAAAUACGCUUUUCUCGGAUUUGCCAUUUUACUAUUGUUUCCGUGCAUUUUGGUAAUGUCCCUGCUUUGGAUAUUAUCCUGUAGAAUGAGACCACAUGAAAUAUUAAAAACAGCGAAUGAUAUUGAAAGUUGCAAGUAUAAGUCAUGUCAAUCUCAGGAUAAUGACGCAUUUUGGACUUCAAUUUACAGUUUCGUUGUUGCUGUAGCAAGGAAAUGGACACAUGUAUUUGAAACCUUUUAUUCUUCAAUAAAACCUAAAUCAAAUGAACGGAAUAGAAAUUUACAUCAAAAUAUAAUUAAUGGUACUGGUUGUCAUACUUCUAAUCGUAAUAAAAGAUAUCCAAAUCCCAGAAAGAAAUACAAUCUCUUUUAUGACAAUGAUAGAGGCUGGCUUAUUAAGCCAACUAAAACAGAACAAAGAAAAAAAAAUCCAGAACAUAGUUCUGGUUUAAAAGAAAUGACUAUAAAAAAUAGCGAUUUUCACAUAGAAAAUGAAAGAAAUUUUAAGCCUGAAUUUCAUAGUAGGGCUGAUGCAAUCCUGCCUGUGGAUCAGAAUCAAGUGUUGAUUGACGAAUCGAAUUAUUGUAAGACGAUUAAAGAUAAUAAACCUCCAUAUAGUGAUACCCAUAAUUCAAAGAAUGUUGAAGAAACUAGGUGCACGUGUGACCCCUAUGCAAAGUUUCAUAGUGUUGGCGUAAAUAAUCGUACCGAUGACGUUUCAGACAGAGAGAGUAAUGUAGUUGGAAAAAGUACAAAAAAAUCACGUGACCAUUGUUAUAAAACUCAUAAAGUUCCUCGAUUAUCUUCAAUAAAGAAACCGGAAAAGGGUGUCACAUUCAAUCAAAAAAGACAAACAAAUAUUCCACUAUCUAAUGUAUAUAGCAGACCUGUUUUUGAGAAGGUUUUAUGUCCAUUUCAUGCGGAUUAUUAUAAAGAUAAAGAAGUCAGUCAAGUCAGUUCACCACAAUCACAUGCCAAACAAGAAAUUUAUCACCGUGAACAGAAUAGGCCACCAGUUCCUCAAUCGCAGCAGUGUAUGUGUCGCUAUAAAAGGAUCAAGCAAACCCAAAGGACACUUAGCUCCUCGUCCAGCAAUUGGGAGAACGAGACUGAAACAAGUAACGCCUAUAACUAA